Messenger RNA from Penicillium taxi, 1401 nucleotides. Its product is annotated as oxygenase MpaB family protein. Bases 1 to 1401 code for a protein of 466 amino acids. NCBI's taxonomy places the organism in Eukaryota, Fungi, Ascomycota, Eurotiomycetes, Eurotiales, Aspergillaceae. The transcript is spliced from 3 exons. Gene Ontology annotation, molecular function: oxidoreductase activity. The record is from RefSeq and is a predicted model, not a curated record.
AUGGUAGAUAUCAGGACUUGUUUUGGUUACACUUUCGAAUGGACGAAGGACCAUAUCCCGGAAGACGAAUUGAUACCUUACCAGUACACAUAUGAUACACUGGCCAGUAAAGCGCUGGAAAUAAUCGAUCAGAUAUCACCACCACCACCAACAGGAGCAGGCGUGGGUUGGGGCAAAAACUCGUUCAACAAAGCGGAGUCCACAGACCGGGACUUGUAUGUUCUUCUGCGAGACAACAAGGACAAAGAUGAAACUCUGAAAGAGUUAUGGGAUCAAAUCACCAUAAUUCCAGACUGGGUUGACUGGAAACAACUCCAGCGGGGCCAGGAUGUGCUAUACAGAUACGCUGGACCAGCGUUAUUGGGAUUUGCUCUCCAUGGCCUUGUUGGAUCAGUUGGUGCAUCGAGUCGACCUGCAGAGACAUUGGUUCGCACAGGCGGUCAUUCCGUCAAAGUGGCACGACAUCGAUUUUUCGAGACAUUUCAACUUCUGCUACAAGUGACCCAGUCAGUCAACAACAUCAAGCCCGGUGGAGAUGGGUUUAUCUCCACAGUGCGUGUACGCUUUCUACAUGCGACUGUGCGUAAUCGAAUUCUCAAAUUAGCCGGUCUGCGGCCGGGUUAUUACAAUGAAGAAAAAGGCGGAAUACCAAUCAAUGAUCUUGACGCCAUUCAAUCUAUUUGCGCUUUCUCCACAGAUCUUCUGUUCAUGGCUUUACCAAGCCAGGGGGUACACCCUCGUGGACAUGAGAUUGAUGACUAUGUUGCGCUGUGGCGCUGGAUAGGCCAUGUCAUUGGUGCUCCUGUCUUCUACAUGGAAUCUGCAACUAAAGCAAAAGCGACAAUGGAGUCGGUGAUGUUGAACGCUUUGAAACCUUCUGACAACUCUAAGAUCCUCGUCCAAAAUAUUUUGAAAGCACUAGAUAAUGUGUCUCCAAUUUAUGCAUCCCGUGAAUGGUGGGAGGCGGGAGGUCGAGUCCUCAAUGGUGACGAACUCAGCGAUGCGAUCGGCUUGAAUCAGCCCAGUCUAUACUAUCGAUUGCUUAUUCUGGGCCAGUGUUGGACUUUCAAAUCACUCAACUAUUUCACACGGUCUAUUCCCUCGGUAGAUCUUUGGUGGAUUGAGCUUGAGACAACGAAACGAGUCGUUUGGAACUAUCUCAUCGAGAGCAAAGACGGUUUGGGCAAGCCAAGCAGUUUCAACUUUAAAUAUGUGCCAGAGAUCAACGAACGAACAGGUACUAAGAAUGAAGAGAAGUCGGACAGUUCUCAAGUUGUCAUUGGACUGGAGGGUCUCGUCGUGACUGCUUGUUUACUCCAAUUGGGAUUCUUAUUAUUACUUCUCAGUCUGUUUUUCACUACUAUCCAUCUAUCCGGUAUCAAAAUACCCAUCGCCCUCUGA